AUGCCUGAAGUCAUGGAUUUGGACAAUGGCUCAGAGUCUGACUUCUACGGCAAGUACUGGAGUCAACACAGCAAGGGCCACAAUGGGUAUGAGGGUGUGGUCAGCGCACGACAGCUCGAUGAGACGGUGGGUCAGUUCCUCGCCCGUCUGCCACCUGCCACCACACGAGUCACGUUCAACUGUCCAUGGAUCUACAUCUGGAACCCUUUCGUUCCGUCCGACCGAAAGGCCCCGGGCCAGGCAGAUGGUGACGCGGUCGGUGGGGGCGAAAUGACAGGCGAGUUCAUCAUACGAGCACAGAAGAGAUUCGACCAGUACAAAGACUUUGUCGAGAAGAACCGCACCAAGACUGGGAGAAUCUCUGCCAAGAUCAAGGAGGAGGGCAAGGAGUUCACUGGUGACGUACUGAAGUUGGCAGGCCAGCUGGGCGUGACUGAAGGCAAGGCGAGUGGCCAUUGGAUCAUCUGGCCAGCGCCGGAGCACUGUAAUGAUGUGUGGGCAAAGGUCGCCCGCGCCACAGCCAACGGCGAGUUAGGCAUCGCUGCCAAGAUCUCUCCACGAGAGGAGCCUGACCGUCAGCGUCUGGUCUGCGUCUACACGCGCGACUUCAACGACAAGGAUGACGUUGCGAGGGUUCUCAACCAGCUCAAGGAACUUGGUCUCGUCCGCGAGGAACAGAAGAAACAGAUCUGUUACAAGACAGAUGCUUUCACCUACCUGGGGGUUAAUUCCGACAGCAAGAAAAUUGGCCUUGAAGUUGGAAAAUACCAAUCCAACGAAAUCUUUGCCUAUCUGAACAGGGCUCAAGUCGAGCAAUUUGAAGCUGCUGUCUGUCUCAGACCCAAGCAGUGA
Messenger RNA from Diaporthe citri, 852 nucleotides. RefSeq lists its product as uncharacterized. Lineage: Eukaryota; Fungi; Ascomycota; Sordariomycetes; Diaporthales; Diaporthaceae. Bases 1 to 852 code for a protein of 283 amino acids. The record is from RefSeq and is a predicted model, not a curated record. The transcript has 4 exons.